Molecule: messenger RNA, 660 nt
Organism: Fonsecaea pedrosoi CBS 271.37
Lineage: Eukaryota; Fungi; Ascomycota; Eurotiomycetes; Chaetothyriales; Herpotrichiellaceae
Exons: 1
Coding region: 1-660 (219 amino acids)
Source: RefSeq, a predicted model, not a curated record
AUGCCCUCGAUGCUGUACGUGGAGGACAAAGUCACAGUCGAAGACUUGAGGCUUCUACGUUCGCGUGUCCAGGCUCGCGUGCCGUCUGAAAUCCCAGCGUUGGAUCAUGUCCUACGAAUUUAUGGCAAGAAGACGAGGGUUGCUCAGUGGAAUCAUGACAAUUUGCGCGAUCUACAGGCUCCCAUCGUCAUCGCGCUUGCGUCCAAUGAAGGCGCCGCCAUUGCAAAGACCAUGCAUGCAACCUCGGAGGAAGCUGGCAACCCUCAUGCCUCGCUUCCGCUCGCGAUCGGGAGCCGUGUCAUGCUCAGAGGGAAUAUCCGGAUUGAGUGUGGUCCCGUGAAUGGCGCGUUAGGCACUGUGAGGGACAUUGUGUGGAACUCUGGUGUUCACUGGCAGGCACGGGAAGCCCCAGUUGCUGUUCUGGUGUGCUUUGACCACUACAGCGGACCUGCGGGCAGCUUCGCUACUGGAAACCAUGGAGAUUUCUUGAUCCCAAUCUUUCGGUCCAGGUGCGAGUUCUAUCGCGGUCCCGCCAUGUGUGCUCGAACACAGUUUCCGAUCACGACUGCAGUUCACAAGGCACAGGACAUCACAGUGAUUAAAGCAGUUAUGGAUAUAACGCGGGCAGCAUCGCAACUCAAUGGGAAACAUCUCGGAUAG